AGGGUAGACAUGCUGAGUGGGCACGUGGAAACGUUCGCUGGUUAAAAGGAGGAGACACCAAAUAAAUGACAAGAUGACUUCUUUAGCACGCCAGUUAAAACGUUUGGCUUUACCUCAGAAUGAUUCAACUCUCCUCUGUCGAAAAGAGAUUGCAUCUCUACUCUUUUACCCUAAACAAGCUGCUAGUAUUGACAGAGACACAUUCUACGCAAUAGGGUGCACAGGCCUGGAAGAGCUCAUUGGUAUUGAGAAUGCCUUUGAACAGUUUGAGGAAACCUUGUUUAGCCAGGCUUCUAAGAGCUUGGAGCGCAGCGUUCAGUCCAGGGAAGUAAAUAAACAACUGGAUGAGCAAAUCUCCCUGUUCUUGACACUGAUGUCUCCAUACUUCAUGUUGAAGCCUGCACAUAAAUGCCUCGAAUGGCUGAUUUUUAGGUUCCAUAUUCAUCUUUACAACCAAGACAGUCUGAUUGCAUGUGCUUUACCAUAUCACGAGACGAAAGUAUUUGUGAGAGUCAUUCAACUUUUAAUGCUCAGUGAUCCUACGAGCAAGUGGAAUUGGCUUGAGCCGGCACAGAAACAUGGUGUCCCUUUGGCAAGAGGAACCUUGAUUACGCACUGUUACAAAGAUUUAGGUUUCAUGGAUUUUAUCUGCAACUUUGUAACCAAAUCUAUUAAGGCAUAUUCUGGGCAUACAGGAAGCAAUUCCCAGCUCAGAGUCCUUUUCUCCUUUUAUGCAUCCACAAUUGUUCCUGCUCUUGAUGCCUCUGAAAAAAUAACGGACACAGUGAUUGCAAAGAUAUUGCCAUAUAUACAGAAGGGUCUGAAGUCUUCUCAUGGAGAUUAUAAGGCUGCAACUUACAUGAUUAUAUGUCAGCUGGCAAUCAAAGUCGUGAUGGAGGGGGCCUUAGUAAAUAAUCUAGUGGUUCAAAUCAGCAAGUCAUUAAAAAAAUCACCAGUUCUGCUAAAAGAAGGAAUAGGAUGUCUUAUUGUUCUGCUUCAGAAUCAGAAAGCAGACAGAGUGGAUACAAAAUCAUGUUUCUUGCUGUGCUCGGUUCCUGACUUAGACUCCACUCUUCAAAGUAUUGCAGAAUCCUAUGAUAGCACUUCUCUGCUCUCAUACCUCCUUCCAAACAUAAUAAGAUCUGUCAUCUCAGGAGAAGAGUCUAUCCCUCAGGAUGAUUCUUCAGAAGAUGUUAACUUUUCUGAUAUUUUAGACUCCAUUUUACACAAUCUUACACUGGAGAAUGAUUUGGAUCAUUUAAUUGCCAAGGUGUUUCUCCAGGAAUACAUAUCAUUUGGCUUAAAAAGUGGAAACAGAAGUAUCACUCAACUUAAUGAGAAGAUUCAACCAUUUGUCCGACUGGUUGAGACAAAGUAUUCCAAAGCUCUUGACAGUGUUCUAGAGGGAUAUUUAAAGGAUAUUGAUGGAAAAAAGGAACAGGAACUAUUUCAUAAUUUUAUUUCACUAUCCAUGAGUACUGGAAAAUACAAGAUUUUGACAGAUUCCAACACUUCAUUGCUUCUCAGUUUAAAUCAUCCACAGUCUACAGUUAGAAAUCUCGCCACCAGACAGCUCAAGGAAAUAAUUGCAUCUUCAAAGGAGGGUUUUGACCAGUCUUUCUUAAAGGAAGCAGUGUUGAGUCGUCUUGAAGAUGAGAAUCCUGAAGUUGUCAUGACUGCCUUGAAUGCUCUAGAGAUGUAUGUUGAACAUCUUGGUCCCCAGACAACAGUAUCCAGUCUUCUGUCUCUAUUCGGUCGAGUGGAUCUUGCAAGAAAAGGACAGUGGUUGCCAGUUUUCAAGGAAGCUGUCAGAAUCUUAGACAGUGAUGAAAUUUUAAAGGAAAAUGAAGAUUCAAGAAAUCAAGCUGCAGUGGAGCUCCUGCCUUACCUAAUCAUCACAAGUCCAUAUAUGGAAUCAGCUGAGCAACAGUUUUCUUCAUACCUUAGCAAGACAACGUUAUUAGGACAGCACCCCCUUGUAAAAGGCUGGUCAAAAGCCCUUGAGGAUAUCAUUUCAAAGUAUAAUUCACUUUCUGUUGUGGGUGCAGCCAGUAUUACAAUGAUUACAACAUUGACAAAAAAUUUGUCUUUGAUGAAGGAAUCUUCCAAAUUAAAAAUGCUUGAUGAUCUUAUCCAACUUUCAGAGAAGGAGUCUGGAUUACAGGGAAGAGCUGCAUUUUUUGUUUUCAUGUACAUUAUAGUUCAAGGCAUUCAAUCUUUAAAUGGAGGUGAUCAUUUGGAAAGAGCAUCAAAAGUGUUUGGUCUGAUUGAAUUACAUCUUAGGAAGCUUUUUGCUUCAGAAGACUUUUUGGAGUGUCCCAUGAGUAUGAUGCCCCACUCCUCAGGAAGCAGUUUUCCUCCCGGAGAGAUUCUACAUGACUACUUGGUUAAAAUUAAAAUGGGAGAACAUGUUGAACAAGAGAGUUGUAUUCUGCUGACUUUAUUACUCGGCUUCUUUGUGUCCACUCUCAAGAGCCCCAAGUCAUUUUUCAAAGGUAUGAUUUGGUUGAAUCCCGAAAAGAAUGAUCCAGAAAGCUGCAGCUACCUGCGACUGCUCAUUGGAAUAUUUGAUGUUGUCAUUAGUGGUGCAAGCCAAGGAGAGGGGGCAUUUGCUUUCAGAAAUCUAAUGAAGCUUCUCCUCAAGAGUCAUUUUGGCGAUCCUCUUGACCUCUUCAGAUUCUUAUCAUUGAUGUGGACUUACAACUACAGUCUGACAGACACACUUAGUUAUGCAUUACCUGCUCUACUACAGACACAGGCUCUGUAUGUGGGUUCUGCAUUGCUGGGUGCACAGACUGGCAGUACAAUGAAGCAACUUGCCUCAGCACCAUACCUAGUGCCAUCUUUGCUGGUGAACUUGGGCAGCCCAGUUAGAGAAGUAAGACGAACUUCGAUUACUUGCUUCCAGGCAUUGGCUGAACAGGAAGGGUCUCAUUUUUUCCCUGUGAUUGAGAAAAUCCUUAAAUGUACAGAGGAAAUAAUUGCUGAUCCUUCCCAUGUGACUCAGGCAAUUGGAGCCCUUUUUGAGGAGGACCUGGUGUGUCAGAAGCCUAAAUCCCAUCAGAAGAAGUUGGCAACAGCACUGAAUGAAUUGCUGAAGUGCAUCUCCAGCCCUGAUUGUCCAUCGUAUAUAGCUAGAGCUUUAUUGAAGCUCCUGAAUGAGGUCAACAAUGAGGCAAUACUGUCGGCGCUGCUGCCUGCCCUUGAGAGGUUGUUGUUGAAUUCCAGUCAGCAGCUACUGAAGGAUGAAGUUACGGUAUUGCAACUCAUUCUGGGAAAAUACAACAAACAUUCCUCACCUCUUCUGAUUAAGAAUGACAAGAGUUUGGAGUUGUUCAUUAAAGCAAUGAAUGCUACAGCUGAAGUAUAUCAAGGUUUUCCAAAGUUUCAGAUCGUUGCCCUUGAACAGAUAACAAAAGAGUUUUUUGCAUCAUUGCCAGAAGAGAGAAUACAGCAGAGAUUGCUGGGAGUUAUGUUUGACUUGCUUGUUGAUUGUAAAGACCCACAGUGCGUCCAAACAGUGAACAGUGUUUUCAAAGCUAUCACAGUUGAUGCUGAUCUUAUUGCAAAUGAACUUUAUUUUUUGGAAAAGCCUAAAACAACAACUGUUCAGCAAACAAGACAGAAAAUGCAGCAGCAGAGAAAAUCACAGGUACCUGAAGACAAUGAGGUAAAUUGGCAAAGAGUUACCCUAAUUCUGGAGUUGCUUCAACACAAAAAGAAAUUAAAGAGACCACAGUUACUGGUUCCUUCCCUGUUUGUUCUUCUCUCAAGGUGCUCAGAACUUUGUUCCCCAGAGGAGGAGGAUCUGGAGUACACAAAGCAGCUAGUCUUGAGCUGCUUAACAAACAUCUGUCAGAAACUUUCUCCAGAAGGAGGACGUGUUGAUAAAGAUGUGUUGGAUGAAGAGAAGUUUAAUGUGGAGUUAAUUGUGCAAUGUAUCAGAAGCUCCAGUGUUCCUCAGACCCAUCACCAUGCAUUACUACUACUAGGAACUGCAGCUGGGAUGUUUCCUGAAAAGGUUCUUCACAAUAUUAUGCCUAUAUUUACAUUCAUGGGUGCAAAUAUUAUGAGGCUUGAUGACACUUACAGUUUCCAGGUCAUUACCAAAACAGUACACACUGUUAUUCCAGCCCUUAUACAGGCCAAUGACACAGCAUUACCUGAGAACUCUGGUAACAUAGAAAAUGUGGUCAAUAAUAUUAUAAAUGUGUUUGUGGAUGCCCUGCCUCAUGUCCCAGAGCACCGGAGGUUACCCAUCUUGAGCCAUCUUCUUAGCACUGUGGGUCCAGAAAGAUUUCUGUGGGUGCUGCUUCUGCUUCUCUUCAAACAACAUGUUACUAAAACUGUUUCUUCUGCAACAAAUGAGGAGAAGGAUGCUGCCCUGGAAAGAGAUGUAGAGUUUUGGAUUUCAUUAUGCUCAGAUUUUGAAGUUCAGGAACAGCUGAUUAGUGUGAUCAAGAUCCUGCAGUACCUGCCCAGUUUACCAGAUGACAAAGAGGAAGGUAAUGGGAAAACAAGGAACACAAAGAAGAAAUCUGAUUUGGGGGAAACUGUGACCAUGCUGUUCAACACAGAAGAAUACAGUGGAAAAGAGCUCCGACAUUAUAAGUUUCUUACAGUCUCAUUCAUUGCUAAGCUUCUAGCUUCAAGUAGCUUUAUCGGAAAGGUUGCAGACAUUGGUGAAUCCUUGCAGGACACUCUUCAAAGACUAGAACAAAGUCUUUUAGAGGAAAUUCUAAGAUACAUUAAUAGUGUUGCUGCCUCUGUGGAAAAGAACUCCGAUAAGCCGACAGCAAAAUUCUGGAGGGCACUGCUUAACAAAUCAUAUGAUGUUUUAGAUAAGGUGAAUUCACUUCUGCCUAAUAAUGCAUUCAUCCCAGUUAUCAAAGGCCUCAUGGGUAAUCAGCUACCUUCUGUCCGACGUAAAGCUAUGGAUCUGCUCAAUAACAAACUGCAGCAUCGUAUACAGUGGCAGGAUGAACAGGUGAUUCAUCUCUUGGAACUAAGUGAAGACCUGCUUUUGAUUGCUCAGCGUAAGCAACAUAUGGAGGAGGAACAAGCUAUAAACAGACAGACUGCUUUGUACAGUCUCAAGCUGCUGUGUAGAUGCUUUGGAGCGGAGCAUCAGCAGCAUUUUGUGCCAGUGCUGCGCAGUGUGGUUGACCUUGUAAUGUCAAGAGAGGAGGAGAAAAAUGUCUUGGGAAGUGCACUCCUCUGUAUAGCUGAAGUCACCAGUGUCAUCAAGGCACUAGCCAUCCCUGAACUGCCAAGGUUAAUGCCUGCUGUAAUAAAGUCACUAAAGGACAGGAAAGAGUUGCUGUCCAAUGAGAUUUAUUUGCUGAGUAUGGUCACGACGUUACAGAAAGUCUCAGAAGCUUUGCCACAUUUUAUUAGCCCAUAUCUCAUGGAUAUCAUAUUGCUGAUGGCUCGAUUAAAGAGGAUUACUCUGAGUACUGCUCAUUGCAUUCAGUUCAAUGCUCGUUUGACCUCCCUGCAGACCACAUUGGUGACGAAACUGGCCCCCCGUGUUUUGCUGCCCAUCUUCAUUAAGUGCUACAGCAAGUUGGUUGAUAGUCGCAUGAGCCAUAUUGGUCCAUUAAUGGAGAUUUUUCAAGAUCAUAUCAAACACAUGCAAAGUGAGCAGUUGAAGUCGAGUCAGUCAGAGCUCACAAACUUUUUCCUAAAAGCCCUGGACUUCAGAUCUGAUCAUUCUGAGAUUGCUUUGGACCAGAUUUGUGAAAUUGAAGGUCAUCUGGUUGACUGCCAACUCGUAAUGAUCAUGAAGCUUUCUGAAGUCACAUUCAGACCACUUUUCUUCAGGCUAUUUGACUGGUGCAAAACUGAGGGGGCUCCUAAGGAUCGUCUGUUGACCUUCUGCCGUCUUGCUGACCGCAUAGCUGACAAGUUGAAGGGGUUGUUCUUACUUUUUGCUGGGCAUUUAGUGAAACCUUUCUCAGACCUCCUUAAUCAGACAAACCUAUCAAAAACAGAUGAAGCAUUCUUUUCUGAGUCUAAAGACAAUAUUGAAAAGAGUUGUCUAAUGCUUCAUUAUAUCCUGGAUUGUCUACACAAAAUUUUCCUGUAUGAUACUAUGAAAUUCGUUAGCAAAGAGAGAGCAGAAUUCCUCAUGAUGCCCCUGAUUGAUCAGCUGGAGAACAUGCUAGGAGGAGAAGAAUCAUUCCAGACAAGGGUCACUGAACAUCUGAUUCCUUGUGUAGCUCAGUUCUCUGUAGCUGUUGGUGAUGAUGCACAAUGGAAACAGCUUAAUUAUCAGAUUUUAUUAAAGACCAGGCACAGCCUUCCAAAGGUCCGGUUUGCUGCUUUAAUGAUGCUGAUGGAACUUGCUGGUAAACUACGGGAAAACUAUAUGGUGUUGCUUCCAGAAACUAUUCCUUUUCUGGCAGAACUCAUGGAAGAUGAAUGUGAGGAAGUGGAACAGCAAUGUCAUAAAGUUAUCCAGCAGCUGGAGGUCAUUCUAGGAGAGCCUCUACAAAGCUAUUUCUAACAGAACACACAUGAUAAUAUGCUACAACUGUCCAAUUAUUGAAGGACAAAGAGUGAGAAUCCCCCCUUCUGACAGAAAAACAUCUUAAAUGUAGUGUUUUUCUGUGUUUGCUGCAGAAGAACAAGAAAGGAGUGAAGUUGUUUUGUUUUUUUUCAUUUGUAAUUAUUUUUUUAAAUUUUUUUAUUAAAAAAAAUAUGUAUUUAUGUAUGUAUAAAGUGAUUAAGUGUCAGGAAAUAGUACAGUAAAUUCUGUAUCUUCCAUGCCAUUUUACAUUAUUUAAGAGAUCCACUUGGCCAUUCCUCUUGUGAUGAUUCUAUUAACAUUUUCUGUGGAAUAGAUAUUUAUAGAGUAUGGAGUGCCAUGUGUCUUCUGAGACACUUUUCACAUACAGUAAGCACAUUUACUUUUUAAACUGUUGCCCAUUUUGUUAUUACAUGAAAAUGUUAAAGUAUUAGUCUGUUUGUUGGUUAAAGACAUAGUCCUGGCUUACUGUUCAUGUUUGCCAUUUGACUGCCACAAAUAGUUUUAAUAUCAGUCUGAUUUUGAAGGUACUUACCUAAUUUAACACCCUUGAUCUUCCCAGCGAUUUUAAGGGACCAUUCUGAAUUAUCUGAAAGUAGAUAUUUACAGCAGUCAGAUGGUAAUAUUCAUAUGUUCAUAGAUUAAACUGUAUUACAGUAUGUGUUUUAUUGCAUUAAGUAUCAUUUGAAUAAUGCAAAAAUGGUACCGUUAUUGAGCUUAUUAUAUAAGUGUUGGACAGAGUUUUUAUGAAACCAAUGUCUUGGCAAGACGUUAGUAAUUACAUGUAUGUUUGUAUCCUUUGUUGACCUAAAAAAGCCUGUGAAUCUUUUCUCUUAUAAAUAAGUUUCUACAUUUUUAA
Erpetoichthys calabaricus (reedfish) is the source of this 7388-nucleotide messenger RNA. It is a transcript of the gene heatr1, whose product is annotated as HEAT repeat containing 1. Gene Ontology annotation, molecular function: snoRNA binding. Gene Ontology annotation, cellular component: small-subunit processome; t-UTP complex; 90S preribosome. The record is from RefSeq and is a predicted model, not a curated record. Gene Ontology annotation, biological process: positive regulation of transcription by RNA polymerase I; maturation of SSU-rRNA from tricistronic rRNA transcript (SSU-rRNA, 5.8S rRNA, LSU-rRNA). Lineage: Eukaryota; Metazoa; Chordata; Cladistia; Polypteriformes; Polypteridae.